Molecule: messenger RNA, 4630 nt
Organism: Anolis carolinensis (green anole)
Lineage: Eukaryota; Metazoa; Chordata; Lepidosauria; Squamata; Anolidae
Biological process (GO): proteolysis; DNA integration; virion assembly
Molecular function (GO): aspartic-type endopeptidase activity; RNA-DNA hybrid ribonuclease activity; nucleic acid binding
Source: RefSeq, a predicted model, not a curated record
AUGGUGCCUGUGAUGAACAACAGGAAUGAGAUAGUCCAAGCAUACCAGGUAGUGCCUUUCAGUAGUAGUGAUAUUCUGAAUUGGAAGAAUAAUACUCCACCUUAUAGUGAAGAACCCCAAGCUAUGGCUAGGCUAUUGGAAGGGAUUAUGGCAUCCCAUAAUCCCACCUGGCAAGAUUGCAGACAAUUGUUGAAUAUGUUGUUCACAUCAGAAGAGAGAAGAGCAGUGUUGAAUAAUGGGGUAGCCAUAGCCCAGGUUGGGGCCCCACAAGAUGGUGAUGCAGCCGAGUGGGGAGCACAGAGGUUUCCUGUGGAAAUAGAUCCCCAAUGGGACACCGUAGAAGAAGGACAUUUGCAGAGACUGAAAGGAUUCCAGCGUAUAUUGGUAGAAACGGUAAAGAGGGGCCCGCCGCGACCCGUCAACAUUAUAAAAAUUCAGGGAGUGGUACAGGAAAAAUCUGAGUCACCAACAGCCUUUUUGGAAAGGCUGGAGGCAGCAUAUAGAAAGUAUAGCCCGUAUAAUUUGGAGGAUGAAAACGGUAGGAGGGCGAUUCAACAGUCUUUUAUCAGUCAAGCGGCUCCUGACAUCCGGAGAAAGAUUCAAAAGCAACCAGGAUUUCUAGGAAAGACUAUGAAUGAAUUGUUGGCACUCGCAGAUCAGGUUUAUAUGGCAAGGGACCAGGUAGAAGAGGAGAAGGAGGACAGGAAGAAGAAGCAGGAAUACCAAGCAUUAGUUACCAUGAUGGAACAGAGUGCAAGUGGACAGAGAGGAAGAGGAGGAUAUGCCAGAGGGGGACAAGGAGGAAGAAGAGGGCCCCCUCGGAGGUUAGGUCGAGACCAAUGUGCUAAAUGUAAGAAGUUUGGACACUGGAAAGGUGAAUGCCCAGAAGGAAAAGAAGGAAGUCAGGAAGGACCGAGAGGAAGAGGAAGGCCUGAGAGAGGAAGAAACCCAGGAAGGGGAAGAGGACGUGGAAACUACGUACCUUUUCCUGCGAGAGAGGUGAUAGCUGCAGCAGCUGUGAUGGAAGAAGAAUGGGAAGAUAUGGAUGGAGGAGAGGAAUGAGGAAGCCAGGCUCUUGUUUUGUUGGACCCCGGGGAGCCGAUGGUCACACUUGAAAUCGGGGACCAACAAUUGGACUUUUUAGUGGACACAGGUGCCGAAAAAUCAGUAGUAAAUACGAAAAUUAGUCCACCAACUCGGGAAACUACGAAAGUAAUAGGGGUGUCUGGGAAGACCCAGAAGUGCCCCUUCCUCAAGGAACGCACCUGCAAUCUGGCCGGACAUCAGGUCAAGCAUAAGAUGUUAUAUCUUCCAGACUGCCCAGUCCCUUUGUUGGGAAGGGACAUUUUAUCAAAAUUACAAGCACAACUCCAGUUCAUGAAGAAUGGACAAAUGGAAAUAUCAUUUCCCAUGGAAGAGGAAUGGAGACUGUUUCAAGUUAGGAUUUUUACUGAAGAAAUACAGUGGCCAUGGCAUGAGACUCCUUUAGUAUGGGCAGAAGAUAAUCCUCCAGGAUUAGCUAAAUAUGUUCCACCGGUGGUGGUGGAAGUGAAAAGAGGAAUGGGACCCAUAUGUAAGCCACAGUAUCCCGUCAGUCGAGAGGCGGUGCAGGGGAUCAGAAAGCAUCUAGAGCGACUUCUGCAGCAUGGGAUAUUGGUACCAUGCAGUUCCCCGUGGAAUACGCCCCUGCUCCCAGUCAAGAAACCUGGAGGACAAGGAGAAUAUCGCCCAGUUCAAGAUUUGCGGGCUGUGAAUCAAGCCACCGUUCCCCUAACCCCAGUAGUGCCUAAUCCAUACAUCAUGAUGAGUCUAGUACCAGCAUUUGCCAAAUGGUUUACUGUAUUGGAUUUAAAGGAUGCAUUCUUUUGCAUUCGAUUGGCCCCUGUAUCCCAACCGAUCUUUGCUUUCCAAUGGGAAUCCCAGCAGUCAGGGCAAAGGACCCAGUAUGUUUGGACACGCCUUCCUCAGGGGUUCCGGAACAGCCCGACCAUUUUUGGUCAAGCCCUGGCCAAAGACUUGCAAGAAUUUGUGAUACCUAAAGAAGAGGGAAUUUGGCUGCAAUAUGUAGAUGAUCUGCUUAUCGCUUGCCGGACACUAGGGGGCUGUAGAGAGCAUACUUUGAGGUUACUCAAGGAAUUGGAAGAGAAGGGUUACAAAGUGUCAAGGAAAAAGGCCCAGUUGUGCUGUCCCACGGUGAAAUAUUUGGGGUUCCAUCUGACCGAAGGAAAGAAGAUGUGAGCUGAAAGAAAGGAAGUUGUUUGCGCCAUUCCCACUCCCAGUACCCGGCGACAGGUGCGGGAAUUUUUGGGAUCAGCAGGUUAUUGCAGACAGUGGAUCCCCAACUACGCCGUGUUGGCUAAGCCGCUGUACCAGGCUACGAGAGGUGGAAGAGAAGAUCCGUUUGAGUGGACAGAAGAAUGUCAACAGGCGUUUAAGGCAUUAAAAGAAGCAUUGAUGUCAUCUCCAGCAUUAGGACUGCCCGAUUUGGAAAAACCAUUCACUCUGUUCGCUGCAGAGCGGGAAGGAACAGCGGUUGGAGUAUUGACCCAACCACUAGGUUCAUGGCAAAGGCCGGUUGCCUACUUGUCAAAGCAAUUGGACACAGUGGCUCGUGGAUUGCCACCUUGCCUGAGGGCCGUGGCAGCAUCAGUAGAUUUAAUCAAAGAAGCGAAUAAAUUGACCCUAGGACAGCCACUGACAGUUAAGGUGCCCCAUAGUGUUAAGGCACUGUUAGACACUAAGGGACCGCGCUGGCUCACAAGUGAGAGGUUAAUGAAAUACGAGGGAUUGUUGUGUGACAACCCACUGGUGACCCUGGAGACUUGCUCCACUCUGAAUCCGGCCACCCUGCUCCCGACUCCAGGAGACACCACGAUCCAUCAGUGUGCCCAGGUGAUGGACGAGGUAUUCUCCAGUCGACCGGACUUGAAGGAUGUGCCACUGACGAAGGUGGACGACACUCUGUUCACAGAUGGAAGCUCCUUUAUGGAAAAUAAUCAAAGACACUCAGGUUAUGCGGUUGUCCGGUGGGGGGGAGAGACGCUGGAAGCAGGGUCACUGCCCCCGGGGACUUCUGCCCAGAAGGCCGAAUUGAUUGCCCUGACCCGAGCGUUGGAAUUGUCAAGCGGAAAGCGGGUUAACAUUUACACAGACUCAAAAUAUGCCUUCACUACCCUCCACGCACACGGAGCACUGUACAAGGAGCGCGGGCUCCUCACGUCUGGAGGAAAGUGCGUGAAACAUGCCGGAGAGAUUGUGGAUCUCUUGGAGGCGGUUUGGAAGCCAAGGCAGGUGGCUGUGAUGCAUUGUAAAGGGCACCAACGUGGAGACGAUCCCGUAGUGCAAGGAAAUAGGCAGGCUGAUCUGGCAGCCAAAGAGGCAGCUAGGCUGCCCCAUAUUGAACAUCAGGUAAUGGCCCUACAGGUAGAAUUAACUGAACAUAACGUUACAUAUACACCAGAGGAAGAAGAAUGGGCCUUAAAGGAGAAGGGUCAGUGGUCAGGAGAACUCAUAGUGAUGCCAGACGCCCGUGUCUACGUCCCUAAGGACUUGGCAUGGCACUUAGUCCAACACAUGCACCAAAACACACAUUUAGGAAAAAUGGCAUUGGCAAAUCUGCUAGGACGACAGUUGUAUAUCGAUGGAUUACAUAGCCUAACGGCAGCAGCAGCCCGAAAAUGCUGGACAUGUAUCAAAAAUAACCCCAGAGAAGGACCCCUCAAGCCACCAGGAGUCCAGCAUGUGGGUGGGGUACCCUUUGAAGCUUUAGUCACUGACUUUACAGAAAUGCCCCCAUACAAAGGAUACAAAUAUUUACUGGUGUUCGUGGACACAUACACAGGAUGGGUGGAGGCUUACCCUACAAAGACUGAGAAGGCUGUGGAGGUUUCAAGAGCUCUAAUGAAAGAUGUUAUUCCCAGAUUUGGCAUACCCUUAGAAAUUGGAUCAGAUAAUGGCCCAGCAUAUAUUCAACAGGCCGUGCAAGGAUUAUGUAGAAUUUUGGGCAUAAAAUGGAAGUUACAUUGUGCAUAUAGACCCCAAUCUUCUGGAAAAGUGGAAAGAAUGAAUAGGACAUUAAAGGCUCAGCUUGGGAAACUUUGCCAGGAGACAGGAUUGCCAUGGACGGUGGUUUUGCCCAUGGCAUUAUUAGGAAUCAGAUGUACACCACACAAACGGACAGGACUCUCCCCUUUUGAAAGACUCUAUGGACGACCCCCUUUGAACUUGAAGGGAGCCUUAGAGACAGGAGCUGAGCAACACCUCAUAGGAGAGAAACAGACAUUGGCCCAGGUUCAGGCUUUGGGCAGACAAAUGCAGCAGUUAGAAAAAUACAUUUCUGAAUUGAACCCACCAUUCCCUACCACACCUCUACAUUGUUUUUCACCAGGUGACGAGGUUUUGGUCAAGGAUUGGAAGAUUGAGCCAUUGGGACCCAAGUGGCGAGGACCCUAUGUUGUGCUCCUGUCUACCCUCACUGCAGUGAAGGUGAAGGAGAUUAAGCCGUGGAUACAUUACACCCGUGUAAAACUAGCACCUGAGGAGUGGCGGACGGAGCGAGUUCCUGGUGAGGACCUGAGACUCAGGAUCAUCCGGCAACUCCCUGAGGGGUCAACAAGGCCAUGAAGCUGAU